Pipra filicauda (Wire-tailed manakin) is the source of this 1366-nucleotide messenger RNA. It is a transcript of the gene SH3BGRL3, whose product is annotated as SH3 domain binding glutamate rich protein like 3. Gene Ontology annotation, cellular component: cytoplasm. The record is from RefSeq and is a predicted model, not a curated record. NCBI's taxonomy places the organism in Eukaryota, Metazoa, Chordata, Aves, Passeriformes, Pipridae.
AGUUCUCAUUCCCGUUCCCGGUUCCCGGUGCCGGUGUGGGCGGUGGCUCCCCGCCGGCCCCGCAGAGCCCGCAUGCCCGUGCCCGCCGGCCCCAUUGGCCCCCGCAGUCACAUGCCGGGCGGUGGCGGGGCCGCCCGCUCCGCCUUCCCUCGGUCCCUCCCGCCCAGCCGAGCCCAGCCGCCUCCCUCCGCCGGGCUGAGCGCAGGGAGCGGCCGCGAUCGCACCAUGAGCACCCUCAAGGUCUACAGCACCUCGGUGACCGGCUCCCGGGAGAUCAAAUCCCAACAGAGCGAAGUAACCAGAAUCCUCGAUGGGAAAAACAUCAAGUACGAGCUGGUGGAUAUCUCCCAGGACAACGCUCUCCGAGAGGAGAUGAGGGCAAAGGCAGGCAACCCCAAAGCCAUCCCACCCCAGAUCGUCAACGGAGACCAGUACUGUGGGGAUUACGAGCUCUUUGUGGAAGCAGUGGAGCAAAACACUCUGCAGGAGUUCCUGAAGCUGGCCUGAGCCCCGGCUCCUCUCCCUUCCUGGACUCUACCUGCAUUCCUGAGCACCCUCAUCUCCGACCACCUUCACUUCCAGGUUGUCAGCGCUGUCCUGGCACCGCGACCUGUAUUCCCGGCACUGGGAAACAAACCCAUGACCAAAACUCAUUGCAGCUGCCUCCGAUUCCCUCCUGCCUAACCCCGACAUCAUCUCAGAGGGAUCCAAAGAAAGUCUGACGCUCGCUGCGCAUGGCCUGUGAGCAGAGCCGGGCCUGGCUCACCGCAGCUUCCAGUGCCUCUGUAAACAGCAAAGCCUCUGGGGCGUGUGAAGUGCAGGGCGGCCAUCAGCCCCCUCCUCUGCCUCGGGAGGGAAGGGCUUAGGGCUGCAUGUUACUUCCCACUUCUCCUCAUUGCUGUUAAAAUUGUAAAUUCCGCUGCCUCACUUCCUUUUUUUUUUUUCUUUCCCUUUUUUCCCCUGUUUUCAUCUCGACUGUAGACAUUAUGGCAACUAAGUAAAUUUUUUUUGUUUGUCUUAAUUUAAUGCAAAAAUACUGCACAGAGUUGGGGUCUGACCACCCACCGUGGAGGAGCUGGGGGCGAAGGCUGGGAUCUGUGGCAUCUGUGCUGCCUGGGGGGAUGGAUGGGGCUGGAAGGGAGAUCUGUGCUGUUCUGGCCACCCUCCACCAUGACCAGGGCUCCCUCGUGAGCAUUAAUGGCUCAGGGCUGCCCCAGACCAGCUGAUGCUCCAGCUGUCUGCUCUUUGCUCUUUGAGUUGGCUUUUUUGCAAUCCUGGACCAAGUGCAUUUUGUUUUCCUGCCAAAAAGCAAGUUUAUAACCAGUGUUGUCUUCCGAGAUGCUAUUAAAUGUUACUGUACCUUUCA